Hyposmocoma kahamanoa is the source of this 1387-nucleotide messenger RNA. RefSeq lists its product as uncharacterized. NCBI's taxonomy places the organism in Eukaryota, Metazoa, Arthropoda, Insecta, Lepidoptera, Cosmopterigidae. The record is from RefSeq and is a predicted model, not a curated record. The transcript has 8 exons. The coding region runs from base 16 to 864 and encodes 282 amino acids.
UAAGAAUAUAUAGUGAUGAGAGAUCUGAUUUUCAUAAUUUUUGCCGUACAAAUCUACCACGCCGAAACAUCAAAGGAAUCUGAAAACAUUGGUGUUCUCCUUCCAAUCCCUGCGACCAAAGAUUCCAAAUCUGACGCAAACUUCCAAGUGAAACCAAUAAACAACAAGAACAUUUUAAAACUAUACGAAGCGUUAGCAAAACAUGUUCAGAAACCAAACCUUCCGCAACCGGCAACCAAGGCCCCACCAAACGACUACGUGAAAAAUCCAACAGUGGCAACUGGGAGACCCGUCCUUCAAUUGAUAGAACAUUCAGUUCAGAAAAGCCGAGGCAUGGUUCGGGAACAGAACGAAAGGCACAUCAUCCCGAAAUAUUCUACUCAGCGCCCACAGAUUGUCAAAUCACAACCUCUUCCAGGUGGCGCUGUACGUGUACCGAUUACUGUCAUUCACAGUAAAAAAUUACGCGCAAAAUCCAGAUUACAUUCUAAAGCAGAUCAGGUGGUGCCAAUCAAGAUGGACAGCGGCGAGUUUUUGUUCAUGCCUCCCAAAAGAAAUCCUGACAUUGAGGAAGCAAAAAAGACAAACUUCGUAUCCACCAAAAUAAUCCAGAGUCAGACGGAAAUGCCGACAAGCCAGCAGUUGUUCUUAGCAUCCUUUAAGAGAGAAGAGCUUCAGAGGCAGCUGGAUUAUAUUAAAGCAGUUAAGGAGGAUCUUUUGGCUGAGAAGCUCAUGGAACGAUUCAGAACUGACGACAGCCCAUCGAAAAGAGCCAACGAAGACAAGGAUGAUGACAAUGACGACGAAGAUGAUAGUGAACUCACGUACGACAUAGACGGAAGAACGAACCAUAAGAUUUUUUGACGUGAAACAACCGGCGAGCCGUAGAAUGACUCACAAUUAGAAUCCUGGAUCCCAAUUCCACCAAUUUUCUUUAAACCACUGGUCACUGUAAUUCCAUUAUAUGAGACUCCACUGCGAUCAUAUUGCAAUUUUGAUAAUAUUUGUUAUUCUGCUAAAAUCUAGUUGCAAAGGCAGUUGAGUCUCAAUAAGGUGUCUCUUCAAUAAUUAAUUAUCAAUGUUGCCUCACUACAAUAUUCAAUCAUAAACAUUUAGUCUACACAUUCAAUAUACUUAUAUAAUAUUAGAACCAUCGACUCGCCGUUGAAGAGUAAAAUAUGAAAAAAUUGCAAUGGCAGCUCAAUAGGAGCUAUAGCUAGCCACUACUCUAAUUUUUUGCAGAAUCCACACAUUGGCACUCUAUGAACACACAUCUGAGAUGAUUUAAAAUUAGCAGGAUUGGGGCUACUGUUGGGUAAUUUUCCGAAAUUUUUAUUUUUAUAAUAUCAAGUGACGGGACGAACAAGUCUUGCGCGUGAUGGUAAGG